This is a messenger RNA of Cutaneotrichosporon cavernicola, 2211 nucleotides long. RefSeq lists its product as uncharacterized. The transcript is spliced from 5 exons. Bases 1 to 2211 code for a protein of 736 amino acids. The record is from RefSeq and is a predicted model, not a curated record. Gene Ontology annotation, molecular function: SNARE binding. Gene Ontology annotation, cellular component: endosome; lytic vacuole. Gene Ontology annotation, biological process: SNARE complex assembly. NCBI's taxonomy places the organism in Eukaryota, Fungi, Basidiomycota, Tremellomycetes, Trichosporonales, Trichosporonaceae.
AUGGACACGCCCGAAGAGCCGGCCCGGCGUAUUCGGCACAUCUCGGGCGUGGGGAUCCACGAGCUCACCCUCCCCGGCCUGGUGGUGACGACAGGCUCACCCCGAAUGAGACGGACGAGCCACUCGUCCCUCGAGGCGCCGCACGGUCGCUCGCGCGCCCCAACUCUGGCCGGCGAGGGAUUACAUCCCCAUCCCCAUCCCGUUCCCGUGCCCGAGGCAGGGAGCGACCUAACCGCCCGUCCUCUGGCGCGCUGCUUCGUCUCCCUCACCCUCCCCGAAGAGGACCCUUUGCCUUCGCCUCCACCAACACCGGUCCGCAGUUCCUCCGCAGCCAGCCGGACGCGCCCAUCAACCCGCGCUCGUACCACUUCACUACCCCCCAAGCCGGUGCGGAGCUCCAGCAGUUCCAGCCUCGCCUCCAUUCCCUCCAUUCCUCCAUCGCCCGGCUCGCCAAGACGAAAUGGGAGCGCGUGGCCCGAGAAACGCAGCAACCGCCCGGCACAAGUCCGCCGCUCGACCCUCGGCUUCCCGGCCAGGACUGAACGAGCUGGCCCAGUCCCGUUCUUCCUCUCCCCGAUCCACGAACCGUCCACCCAACCCCGGUGGGCCAAUAUCGAGCGGGGCGACCUAGCUCCAUGGAUCACCGGCGCUGAAUGUGCUGGCUCGCGAGUCGACCUCGCCGUUUGGGUCGAGGAACGCGGUAAAUGGCACCGCUUGCCCGGCGUUGGUGGGAUCAUCGACCUCUCCGAACUCGUACCUGUUCCGCAAGGUGCUGUACUGCCGCCCAAUUCUGUGGAGUUUACAUUUACAUCCUCUCCACGCACAGCAUUCUACCUACCCCCAGAAGGAGAGAUAGGGCCACGCCGAGAAGACGAGAAAGGCGUCGUUGAGCGCAGCAUGCGAGAGACGCGUAUGAAGAAGGGGGCGAAUUUCGGCGGGCUGCACCAACUUGUCAAUAUCCAGUCGGUGAUUGCCGAUACAGGGCGGAGUAUCGCCGACCUGCAGCACCAGAUUGACACGCUCAUCUCCGCCGACAGCGACCGCUCAACACUCAAGCGCGACGUUAGCGAGCGCGCCCUCCGCGUCAGAUGGAUCCGGGAUCGCGUCGCCGAGGUUGAGCGCACGACUGAGGAAGCACGCGCACGCAUGACGCUCCAUCGCGGACGCCUGGAUGCGCGGCGCGCCCUUCUCAAGGCAGCGAUCGAAAGAGCCGAGCAGACGCGGGCCCAGAGCGCAGAGCUCACCACGGGGAUUUCCGAUAUAGAGGAGCAACGAGCCGACAUCCUACCCCAGAUCUACAAGCGGCGUGCGCGCCACGCGCAGGACCUCGACGCGCUCUUCCCCAUUGUGCCCAUCGACGCUCCGUCGCUCCUCUACUCGGUCCUCGGCGUGCCCCUCCCCAUCCCCAUCGGGCCCAAGGACCCCGCCCCACCCCUCUCCCUCACACCUCAGCAGACCCCCGAAGGCUGUCCACGCAUCGAUGAGCGCACUACCGCCGCUGCGCUGGGGUACGCUGCCCUAGUGCUCCAGCUCAUCGCCAACCUCGGUGGCGCCGCAGCCGGUCUCGCAUACCCCGUGACUUAUGCGGGGAGUAAGAGCCACGUGCGUGACGUCGUGAGCGUUAUGCAAGGCCCGCGCUCGUUCCCAUUGUAUGGCCGGGGCGUCGAACGCUAUCGCUACGAGUACGCCGUGUUCUUGCUGAACAAGGAUAUCGAGCUGCUGAUGUACGAGGCGGAUAUCCGGAUGCUCGACCUGCGACACACCCUCCCCAACCUCAAAAACAUAUUGCUCAACCUCUGUUCUUCCGAACCACCAGCCCCAGGACCAGUUAUGGGACCAGGAUGGGCGAGUGGCGCUGGCAGCCGCACGUCUAGCCGCCAACCUAGCUUAAGUUGGGCAUUGCGGCAGCGCAGUGCCUCUCUGGCCUCGAUCGGUUCCAUCCCCCGCCGCUCAGUCAGCGUGAGCCUGCAAGGAGACUCACCGUCGUUAGCCGCGGCAAGUAUUGUGAGCGUCGGCCCAACCUCUACAGCGGCGUCGGACAGCCAGACGGGAUUCACCACCCCUCCAACGGUGUCGCCACCGCACUGGACGAGUCCGCAGCGUUCAUCUCUGAGCAGAGUGGCAGCCAGUGCAGAGGAAGAUAGUGGUUCAAGCUCGGACGCGACAGUCGAGCCAGAGUCCCCCCGCUCACCGCCUACCAUCAAGGCGUGA